AUGCUAACCGCCGUCUCCCCCGCCCCCUCCGGCUUCCCUUUUGCGUCCCGUUGUGCAGCCUCGCUAAUCCGUGGGAACCGUUCCAACUGCGCCCUCUUCUCCAACAAUCUGGAUUGGCUGGUCAGCAAGCUGGACCGGCUGGAGGCCUCCUCUGGCAUCCUAGAAGUCUUAUACUGCGUCCUCAUCGAAAGCCCCGAAGUGCUGAACAUUAUCCAGGAGAACCACAUCAAGUCCAUCAUCUCGCUGUUGGACAAGCACGGGCGCAACCACAAGGUCCUAGACGUCCUCUGCUCUUUGUGCGUCUGCAACGGCGUGGCUGUCCGCUCCAACCAAAACCUCAUCACCGAAAACCUGCUCCCCGGGAGGGAACUUCUCCUCCAGACCAAACUCAUCAACUAUGUUACAAGCCGCAGUCUUAAGGGAUGUCACGUGGAGGAUGGGGUGGAUAUGUUUUCAGCAGUGUUGGGUGACAGCACUCAGACUAAUGGAUAUAAACUACAUCAAGGGAGGUUUCCUCUAAAUUCGAGCAAGAACAUCCUGACGAUGAGGUAUGUUCAAGACUGGGAUAGUCUCCCUUGCCGUGUGGCUCGGUUUGUGACCUCCCCCGGGCAGCACAUGUUGGGAGCGGACGACGUGGUGAGCUGCUGUCUCGACUUGAGCGUGCCCAGUAUUUCCUUCCGCAUCAAUGGCUUUCCCGUCCAAGGCAUGUUUGAAAACUUUAACUUGGACGGGCUCUUCUUCCCCGUGGUCAGCUUCUCUGCUGGUAUCAAAGCACGGUUCCUCCUAGGGGGCCGUCACGGGGACUUCAAGUUCCUGCCCCCACCGGGCUACGCCCCCUGCUACGAAGCCCUUUUACCCCGCGAAAAGAUGCGUGUGGAUCCCAUCAAGGAGUACAAACAUGACUUCAACGGGGUCCGGAACCUUCUAGGCCCUACCCAGUCCUUGUCUCACACAGCCUUCACACCGUACCCCGUUGACACCAUCCAGAUUGUAUUGCCCCCCCAUCUCGAACGGAUCCGCGAGAAGUUGGCGGAGAAUAUCCAUGAACUCUGGGCCUUGACCCGCAUUGAACAAGGAUGGACUUACGGACCGAUCCGGGACGACAACAAGCGUUUGCACCCGUGUUUGCUAGAUUUCCACAGCCUGCCGGAACCAGAACGCAAUUACAACCUGCAGAUGUCGGGGGAGACACUCAAGACCUUGCUUGCUUUGGGCUGCCACGUGGGAAUGGCAGACGAGAAGGCCGAAGAAAACCUCAAGAAGACGAAGCUUCCCAAAACAUACAUGAUGUCCAACGGCUACAAGCCGGCGCCGCUGGAUCUCAACCACGUCAAACUGACUCCAGCCCAGAACACCCUGGUAGACAAGCUGGCCGAGAAUGGGCACAACGUCUGGGCAAGAGACCGCGUCCAGCAGGGGUGGACCUACAGCGCCGUACAGGACAUCAAAAACAAACGCAACCCCCGCCUGGUGCCUUACAGCCUGCUGGACGAGCGAACGAAGAAGACCAACCGAGACAGCUUGCGCGAGGCGGUGCGCACCCUGAUUGGCUACGGAUACAACAUCGAGCCCCCGGACCAGGAGACGAGUCAAGAUCUGACCAAGGUCCGAUCAGAGAAGGUCCGCAUCUUCCGGGCUGAGCAAUUCUACGCGGUGAAGUCGGGCAAGUGGUACUUCGAGUUCGAGGCCGUCACCACCGGAGAGAUGCGCGUGGGGUGGGCCCGACCCAACGUCCGGCCCGACGUGGAACUCGGAGCGGAUGAGUUGUCCUACGUUUUCAAUGGGCACCGGGGCCAGCGCUGGCACAUAGGCAGUGAGCCCUUCGGCCGCCCCUGGCAGUCGGGCGACGUGGUCGGCUGCAUGAUAGACUUCGUCGACAAUAACAUCAUGUUCACCCUCAACGGAGAGAUGCUGAUCAGUGACUCGGGGUCAGAGCUGGCCUUCAAAGAAAUCGAGAUCGGGGACGGCUUCAUCCCGGUUUGCAGCCUGGGCCUAUCCCAGGUCGGGCGGCUCAACUUAGGCCAGGACGUCAGCACCCUCCGCUACUUCACCAUCUGCGGCCUGCAGGAAGGCUUCGAGCCCUUCGCCAUCAACAUGAAGCGGGACAUCACCAUGUGGUUCAGCAAGAGCCUGCCUCAAUUUGCCUCGGUGCCUGCGGAGCACCCUCACUACGAGGUGUCACGGAUUGACGGCACCGUGGACAACCCGCCGUGCCUCAAGUUGACCCACCGGACUUUCGGCUCCCAGAACGCGAUGGUGGAGCUCCUCUUCCUGCGCCUCAGCAUGCCGGUCCAGUUCCACGAGAAGUUCAAGGUCAUGGCAGGCACGACGCCCCUCACCCACGCCCUCACCAUCCCUGAAGAAGACGUCAAGGAUGUCGACCUGGACUCGGAGUUUGAGCAGCUGAAGAAGACCGCCAGCCGCAAAGAGGCCGAGGAGGCCGAGAAGGAGAAACAGGGCCCUCCUCCACCUGGUGCCCCGAAAGAGCCCCCCAAGGAACCGCCCAAAGUGGAGAAUGAAAAGGACUCCUCCACAGAAAAGAGCAAGACCAAACGAGGCUUCCUGUUCAAAGCCAAGAAGGCGACCACGUUCAUCACCCCGCCUCCUGUGGUGCCCACGGUGCCUCGCCUGGAAGAGGAGGUCGUCCCAGAUAACCGAGACGAUCCCGAGAUCAUCAUGAACACCACAACGUAUUACUAUUCAGUCCGGAUCUUCGCAGGCCAAGAGCCCACCUGCGUCUGGGUGGGCUGGGUCACGCCCGACUACCACCAGCAUGACGUGAAUUUUGACCUCACCAAGGUGCGCAACGUCACCAUCACCAUGGGCGACGACAAGGGAAACAUCCAUGACAGCGUCAAGCGGAGCAACUGCUACAUGGUCUGGGGAGGGGAUUUCGUCAGCAGUACCCAGCAGACCAGGGUCAGCACCGUGGACCUGGUGAUCGGCUGCCUCGUCGACCUGGCGAUGGGACUGAUGACCUUCACAGCCAACGGGAAGGAAGUCAACACCUUCUUCCAGGUGGAACCAAACACCAAGCUGUUCCCCGCCGUCUUCACCCUCCCAACGAGCCAGAACGUGAUCCAGUUUGAACUGGGGAAGCUGAAGAACAUCAUGCCGAUCUCGGCCGCCAUGUUCCGCAGCGAGCGGAAGAACCCGGAGCCGCAGAGCCCGCCCCGGCUCGUCAUCCAGAUGCUGACCCCCAUGACCUGGAGCCGCAUGCCGAACGACUUCCUGCGGGUGGACGUGGGCCGCAUCAGUGACCGGCACGGGUGGAUGGUGGAGUGUACGGAACCGAAUAUCAUGAUGGCCCUCCACAUCCCCGAAGAGAGUCGGUGCAUCGACAUCCUGGAGCUGUCCGAACGGCUGGAACUGCUGAAGUUCCACUCGCACACCCUGAAGCUGUACUGCGCCGUCUGCGCCCUGGGCAACAAUCGGGUGGCGCACGCCCUGUGCAGCCACGUGGACGAGUCGCAGCUGCUGUACACCAUCGAGAGCAACCACCUGCCAGGCCUUCUCCGCAGCGGCUACUAUGACCUCCUGAUCAGCAUGCACCUGGAGUCGGCCAAGCGCUCCCGCCUCAUGAUGAACAGCGAGUUCAUCGUCCCCAUGACGGAGGAGACCAAGACCAUUAAGCUCUUCCCGGACAGCAGCAAGAAACCCGGCUUGCCCGGCGUGGGCAUGAGCGCUUGCUUGCGCCCUCCGCUGCACUUCUCGGACACCUGCUUCAUCAGCACCAACUCCGAGCUGUACCAGCUGAGCCCGUCCAUCCCCUUAGACUCCCUGAAGGUCAAGGCCAUCGCCAUGCUGACCGAGGCCGUCCAAGAUGGCGGGCAGCACACCCGCGACCCCGUGGGGGGCAGCGUGGAGUUCCAGUUCGUGCCGGUCCUCAAGCUGACUUGCACCCUCCUCAUCAUGGGCGUCUUCGAGGACGAGGACGUCCGCCACAUCCUCAAGAUGAUAGAGCCCAACGUGUUUAGCGAGUCCAAGGAGGAGGAGGAGGUGGCCGAGGCUGGCGGAGAGGGUGGGGAAGAAGGAGAAGAGCAGGCAGAGGAGGAGGAGGAGGAAGCAGCGGAGGAGGAGGAGGAGGACGAAGGGGCAGAGAAAGAGGCGGGAGGGGGGCAGAAGGAGGAAGCUGAGGAAGGCGAGACGCGGGAGCUGAAAGCCAUCGAGGCCGGGGAGGCGGAAGCCAAGGAAGACGAGGAGGGACUGGAGGAAGGCCUGCUGCAGAUGACCCUUCCCGAGUCUGUCAAGUUGCAGAUGUGCCACCUGCUGCAGUUCUUCUGCGACCGCGAGCUGCAGCACCGUGUGGAAGCCAUCAUCGCCUUCUCGGAGUGCUACAUGGACAACCUGCAGACCAACCAGCGGAAGCGCUACAACACCCUGAUGCUGGCGUUCACCAUGUCGGCGGCGGAGACGGCGCGCCGCACCCGGGAGUUCCGCUCGCCUCCGCAGGAGCAGAUUAACAUGCUCCUGCAUUUUAAGAAUGGCGCCGAUGAGGAGGAAUGCCCAGUGCCUGAAGAAAUCCGGGACGAGCUGUUGGAGUUCCACGCCGACUUGCUGUCUCACUGUGGCAUCCAAGCGGAAGGAGAGGAGGAAGAGCAGGCGGAAGAUCAGUCUUUCCAUCGGAGGUUGAUGAGCUUGGUGGAGAAGGUGGCGAGCUUCCGCAAGAAGAAGGAGGAGCUGGAAGAGGAACAGCCCCCUGAGGAGGAACCAACGCCCAGCACUCUGCAAGAGUUGAUCUCCCACACCAUGGUUCACUGGGCCAAGGAAUCCUUCAUCCAAAGCCCGGAGCUGGUGCGGGUGAUGUUCAGCCUCCUCCACCGGCAGUACGACGGCCUCGGGGAGUUAAUCCGCGCCCUGCCCAAGGCUUACACGAUCAACGCCAACUCCGUGGAAGACACCAUGAGCUUGCUGGAAAGCCUGGGUCAGAUCCGGUCGCUGCUCAUCGUCCAGAUGGGGCCCGAGGAGGAGAAUCUGAUGAUACAGAGUAUCGGGAACAUUAUGAACAACAAAGUUUUCUACCAGCACCCUAACCUGAUGAGAGCGCUGGGCAUGCACGAGACCGUCAUGGAGGUGAUGGUGAAUGUCCUGGGAGGAGGAGAUUCAAAGGAGAUCCGCUUCCCUAAGAUGGUGACCAACUGCUGCCGUUUCCUGUGCUACUUCUGCCGUAUCAGCCGCCAGAACCAGCGCUCCAUGUUCGACCACCUCAGCUAUCUGCUAGAGAACAGCGGAAUUGGGCUAGGCAUGCGUGGGUCCACUCCCUUGGAUGUGGCAGCCGCUUCCGUGAUCGAUAACAACGAGUUGGCGCUGGCCCUGCAGGAGCAAGAUCUGGAGAAGUGGCCCUCAAAGACGUCCAAAGGAAAAGUGACUGGAAUCCUGUCAGGAAUUGGCUGUCGGUCUGAGGGACGGGAGAGCGUGGAAGAGAACGCCAACGUGGUGGUACGGUUGUUGAUCCGACGUCCCGAGUGCUUCGGCCCUGCCCUACGGGGCGAGGGUGGCAACGGCCUGCUUGCGGCCAUAGAGGAGGCCAUCCAGAUCUCCCAGGAUCCUGCCCGGGAUGGGCCCACUGUCAAGAAGGAUCGCCGUCGGGAGCUGUUUGGGGGAGAGGAAGCCCACGAGGAGAACCGGGUGCAUUUGGGCAACGCGAUCAUGUCCUUCUACGCGGCACUCAUCGACUUGCUGGGGCGCUGUGCCCCCGAGAUGCAUCUCAUCCAGGCCGGGAAGGGCGAAGCUCUCCGGAUCAGAGCCAUCUUGCGCUCCUUGGUGCCCCUGGAGGACCUUGUUGGAGUCAUCAGCCUCCCGCUGCAAAUCCCCGCCUUUGGCAAAGGCUGCCUUCAGCACCACCGAGAUGGCGCUGGCCCUGAACCAAAAAAACGCUACCUGUGCCUGGCCCUGCUGCCCCUCAUCACCAAGUGCGCCCCUCUGUUCGCCGGCACCGAGCACCGGGCCAUCAUGGUGGACUCCAUGCUGCACACCAUCUAUCGCCUCUCGCGUGGGCGUUCCCUCACCAAAGCUCAGCGGGACGUGAUCGAGGAAUGCCUGAUGGCCCUUUGCAGGUACAUUCGCCCCUCUAUGCUUCAGCACCUCCUGCGCCGGCUGGUGUUUGACGUCCCCAUUCUCAACGAGUUUGCCAAGAUGUCCCUCAAGCUCCUGACCAAUCAUUACGAGCGUUGCUGGAAGUAUUACUGCCUUCCCACUGGCUGGGCUAACUACGGGGUCACCUCUGAGGAGGAGCUGCAUCUCACCCGUAAGCUCUUCUGGGGCAUCUUCGAGUCCUUGUCCCACAAGAAAUUUGACUCUGAACUGUACAAGCUCGCCAUGCCCUGCCUGUGUGCCAUCGCAGGCGCAAUCCCACCUGACUAUGUGGAUGCGAGCUACUCCUCCAAGACAGAGAAGAAAGCCUCUGUGGACGCUGAAGGAAACUUUGACCCCAAGCCUAUCGAGACCCUCAACGUCAUAAUUCCCGAGAAGCUGGACUCGUUUAUCAACAAGUAUGCCGAGUACACUCACGAGAAGUGGGCCUUUGACAAGAUUCAGAAUAACUGGACGUUCGGAGAAACGUACGACGAGGAGGCCAAGACCAACCCCAUGUUGCGCCCCUAUAAAACGUUCUCAGAAAAGGAUAAGGAGAUUUAUCGGUGGCCCAUCAAGGAGUCCCUGAAGGCCAUGAUCGCGUGGGAGUGGACUGUCGAGAAAGCCCGCGAGGGCGAGGAAGAGAAGACAGAGAAGAAAAAGUCCCGCAAAAUCUCACAGACAGCCCAGGUCUAUGACCCCAGCCAUGGUUACAACCCCCAACCCAUGGACCUCUCUGGCGCAACUCUUUCCAGGGAACUGCAGGCCAUGGCUGAGCAGCUGGCGGAGAACUACCACAACACCUGGGGUCGCAAGAAGAAGCUGGAGCUGGAAGCCAAAGGGGGUGGCACUCACCCACUGCUGGUGCCCUACGACACGCUGACGGCCAAGGAGAAGGCCCGGGACCGAGAAAAGGCCCAGGAGUUGCUCAAAUUCCUGCAGCUGAACGGUUACGCGGUGACCAGGGGGUUGAAGGACAUGGAGCUGGACACGUCGUCCAUCGAGAAACGCUUUGCCUACGGCUUCCUGAAGCAGCUGCUGAAGUGGAUGGACACUUCUCAGGAGUUCAUCGCUCACCUGGAGGCUGUGGUGAGCAGCGGGCGGGUGGAGAAAUCCCCCCACGAACAAGAGAUCAAAUUCUUCGCCAAGAUCCUCUUGCCUCUGAUCAACCAGUACUUCACCAAUCACUGCCUUUACUUCUUGUCCACCCCUGCCAAAGUCCUGGGUAGCGGGGGCCACGCUUCCAACAAGGAGAAAGAGAUGAUAACCAGCCUUUUCUGCAAACUGGCGGCCCUGGUCAGGCACCGGGUCUCUCUCUUUGGUACGGAUGCCGCCGCCGUGGUCAACUGCCUUCACAUCUUGGCACGGUCGCUGGAUGCCCGGACGGUGAUGAAAUCAGGCCCGGAGAUUGUGAAGGCCGGCCUACGCUCCUUCUUUGAGGGCGCCUCGGAUGACAUCGAGAAGAUGGUGGAGAACCUCAAGCUGGGCAAAGUGUCACAGUCUCGCACCCAGGUCAAGGGUGUGGGCCAGAACAUCACCUACACCACUGUGGCCCUCCUGCCGGUGCUCACCUCCAUCUUUGAGCAUAUCGCCCAGCACCAGUUUGGAGAUGACGUCAUCUUGGAUGAUGUGCAGGUCUCCUGCUACCGAACUCUAUGCAGUAUCUAUUCCUUGGGGACAACCAAAAAUCCUUAUGUGGAGAGGCAACGUCCACAACUUGGAGAAUGUUUGGCUCGGCUGGCAGCAGCAAUGCCCGUGGCGUUCCUGGAGCCCCACAUCAAUGAAUACAACCCCUACUCGGUCUACACCACCAAAUCACCAAGGGAGCGAGCAAUCUUAGGCCUGCCCAACAGUGUGGAGGAAAUGUGCCCGGACAUCCCAGUUCUGGACAAGCUCAUGAAGGAGAUCAGCGGCCUGGCUGAGUCGGGGGCCCGCUACACGGAGAUGCCCCACGUUAUCGAGGUCACUUUGCCCAUGCUCUGCAACUACCUGCCGCGCUGGUGGGAACGGGGCUCUGAGACGAACCCGCAGGGGCCCUGGUGCACAGAAGUGACGUCUGACCAACUCAAUACCUUGUUGGGCAACAUCCUGAAGAUCAUUGUCAACAACCUGGGCAUCGACGAAGCUUCCUGGAUGAAGCGAUUGGCAGUCUUUGCCCAGCCCAUCGUGAGCAAAGCCAAGCCAGAGCUUCUCCGUUCCCAUUUCAUCCCCACCAUGGAGAAACUGAAAAAGCGCUCAGGGAAGGUGGUGGCCGAGGAGGAGCAGCUGCGGCUGGAGGCCAAGGGCGAGUCGGAGGAUGCCGAGCUGCUGAUCCGGGACGAGUUCUCGGUGCUUUGCCGAGAUCUCUACGCCCUCUACCCGCUGCUGAUCCGCUACGUGGACAACAACAGGGCCAAAUGGUUGACGGAGCCAAACUUGGAUGCUGAGGAGCUGUUCCGGAUGGUCGGGGAGGUGUUCAUUUACUGGUCCAAGUCACAUAACUUCAAGCGGGAGGAGCAAAAUUUCGUCGUGCAAAACGAAAUCAACAACAUGUCCUUCCUCACGGCUGAUAGCAAGAGCAAAAUGUCCAAGUCUGGAGACAGCCAGUCGGGUGGCUCGGACCAGGAGCGGACCAAGAAGAAGCGACGCGGGGACCGUUACUCGGUGCAGACCUCCCUCAUCGUGGCCACGCUCAAGAAGAUGCUUCCCAUCGGCCUGAACAUGUGCUCCCCUACAGACCAGGAGCUGAUCAACAUGGCCAAAACACGCUAUGCGCUGAAAGACACAGAUGAAGAGGUCCGUGAGUUCCUCACCAACAACCUACACCUUCAGGGCAAGUGUGAGAACGAGUCAUCGAUGCGCUGGCAGAUGGCUCUCUACAAGGAGAUGUCAGGCAAAGCCGAAGACUGCAACAAUCCGGAGAAGAUUGUCAAACGGGUUCAGGAAGUCUCCGCUGUGCUCUUCCACCUGGAACUGACAGAGCAUCCGUUCAAGUCCAAGAAGGCCGUGUGGCAUAAGCUGCUAUCCAAGCAGCGCCGGCGUGCCGUGGUGGCCUGCUUCCGUAUGACACCUCUCUACAACCUGCCCAGGUGA
Gekko japonicus is the source of this 9144-nucleotide messenger RNA. RefSeq names its product ryanodine receptor 1-like. Gene Ontology annotation, molecular function: ryanodine-sensitive calcium-release channel activity; protein binding. The record is from RefSeq and is a predicted model, not a curated record. Gene Ontology annotation, biological process: calcium ion transmembrane transport. The coding region runs from base 1 to 9144 and encodes 3047 amino acids. Gene Ontology annotation, cellular component: Z disc; calcium channel complex; smooth endoplasmic reticulum. The transcript is spliced from 59 exons. Lineage: Eukaryota; Metazoa; Chordata; Lepidosauria; Squamata; Gekkonidae.